GAGGAUUGUAGUCAUUUCUAGUUCUAUAUUGUGUGAUGUAGAUAUAUUUACAUUUAGUCAAAUAUAUAUUAUAAUAUAUAUUAUAUACAUUUAGAAUAAAAACAUAAGGGCUGUGCUGAAUACUUAUCAACUUAAUUUUAAAUUUCUUGAUAUAGAAAAAUAUAAUGCACAAGUUAGUUUUUAAGUAUUUAGUCGUUCGAUGUCACCCUCAAAUUGACUUAAAUUGUACUGCGGUUGUUUGCUACACAGUGCACAGUUUUUUAUGCAAAAGGAUGGGUAUCGUUUAAAGGUCUUUUUUAAAUAUUCCAAGGUUUGACUUGAAAAUGGCUCCAUAAUAUUCAAAAUUAUAGGCUCGAUUAGUUCGCUUUUAUCACAAUAAUCGAUUAGUUCGCUUUUAUCACAAUAAGCAAAUUUCUCACUUUGACUAAAGAACAAAUUUUGAGAACAAAUGUUAAAAAAGAUGAAUCUUUUGCAUUAAUAGAAAACUUAAUGAAAAUGAAAUAUUUAAUGUUUUUAACUUUUCAUAUUUUAUUCUUAUGCAACUUAAAAGCAAAAAACAACCUUAAAUAUUUAACAACAGACCUGAGAACAGUACUGAACAGUUUAUACACCUGUAUUUGGGAGGGAAUGCCCGGCCGCCAAGAGCCUCACAGACUUGCUAUGCAGCACCGAGCCUCCGUUAGGCAGUACAAAUUUCAUACUAAAACUAAAAAAAAUUUACUCGAAAAGGAAGAUAUUUCAUAAGCAAAUUCUAAAACGAAUUCGAUUUGAUUUGUUAAAAAUCUGUUAUUUAUAAAAUAUAUUUUUUUUUGCUGAUUUUAUUAAAAAAUUAGAUAAUUCAUUAAAGCAAUAGUUUUGCAUCACAAGAUUUAUCUAAACAUAAUUAAUUUUUCAAAAAUAGGAGGCUUGCUACUGCUAGCAAAUCUGGGAGGCUCAUGACGGUCGAGGCCGGGUUCCCUCCCACAUGUAGCUGACAUAAUAUUUGGAUUACCAAACAGCAGCAGUUUCCUUCUAAACUAUUUAAAUCCGUCUACUAACUAAUUAAUUAUUUCAGAGUAAACAUGUUCAGGAAAUAUAAAAUUCCCGAUGUUUAAAAUGAUGCUAGGGAACCUUAUCACCAGAUCUUACAAUUGUCAUGUCAGGAUACAAGGAUGGAUACUUCUUCCAAAUUUUUGUCACCUUACCCUCUCAUCUAUCCUUUGUCGGGCUUAUUCUUCCAAAUAUUCACAUUUUUACAGGAUACUUGAACUUCCAGAUAAUUCUGAUAAGGAAUCUGUGAGGCGGAAGUACAUAGAGCUAGUCAAACUUUAUCAUCCAGAUAUUACCUCAGAUCUUACAGAUAAAUUCAGUGAGAUAGAUUCAGCGUUCAAAUCCUUGCAGCGGAAGUUUAAAGAAGAUGAAAUGAGAGAAGAGCAGAGUUCUGGAGAAUAUGGAUUAUAUUACAAGGAGAAGGUUGAAGACGAAGAACAUGAAUAUCCUGAAAUAGAUCAUAUAGCUCCUCAACAUCGACAAUGUUUUUUAGGAGAAGGUUGAAGUCGAAGAAGAUCA
This is a messenger RNA of Eurytemora carolleeae, 1548 nucleotides long. RefSeq lists its product as uncharacterized. Gene Ontology annotation, molecular function: misfolded protein binding; protein-folding chaperone binding. The record is from RefSeq and is a predicted model, not a curated record. The transcript has 7 exons. Lineage: Eukaryota; Metazoa; Arthropoda; Copepoda; Calanoida; Temoridae. The coding region runs from base 1087 to 1533 and encodes 148 amino acids. Gene Ontology annotation, cellular component: endoplasmic reticulum.